Molecule: messenger RNA, 2314 nt
Organism: Fonticula alba
Lineage: Eukaryota; Rotosphaerida; Fonticulaceae
Exons: 4
Coding region: 574-2256 (560 amino acids)
Biological process (GO): maintenance of mitotic sister chromatid cohesion; mitotic sister chromatid cohesion
Cellular component (GO): chromosome, centromeric region; Ctf18 RFC-like complex; chromatin
Source: RefSeq, a predicted model, not a curated record
CCUCUCUCCUUCCCUCUCCCUCUCGCGCUCUGCCGUUCUCUCUUCCUCCUCCGCCGCCGCCCCCCCCUCUCUCUCUCUCGCCCAUUCCCGGUCCUUUGUCAGGACAUACACGCGUGCUCCUACACGCGUUCCAUCUUUCAUUAUUGCGACAUGGCGGAGCAGGGUCCCGCACCUUCCAAAGCCCCCCAUCCUCUUCUGUCUGCGCGUGACCUGGCUGAUGUCAUGUAUGUUACCAGAUUCCAGUGACCUUCCCCACGCCAGCCGAAGCAAGAGCCUCUCAUUCGUCUCCUCCGCCCUUCUGUCUCUCCCUCCCACCCUCUCUCUCUCUCUCUCGCCCGCUUUGGACUUUGGCUUGUGCGCAGUGCUGAUGGCUCGGAGUUGUGGUACCCGCCGGUGCGUGACAUUGGCGGGACCAUCCUCCUUGAAUUUGACAGCAUCGAAGAGAUCGAGCAGUCUCUCCAACCUGGCUCGACGGUCUUCCUCCGGGGGCCUGUCCGAGGCGGCAUCGCCGUGGGGGCUGGCCCGUCGGAGGCUACUCCUCCGGGAUUGGGUCUCCUUGAGGAGGACUUGAGCAUGCACGAACGGCAGGCCCAACUGGAGGAGCGCCUCAUCACACAUGAGCAUGCCGACGGUCUUGAUGAAUUUGGUCCGCACGUGGAGGCCGGCGAUGAGGACCCCCAGCAUGGCGCCCCGGCCGACGCCGAUGAGGAUCUGGUUCUUUGCACCGAUAACAUCAGCUUUCAAGUCCGCCGGGCCAUCACCUCCAACUCCCUGCUCCUGGUUACUCCGACUCCCGAGGCCAAGGCCUCGCCCGGUGGCGGUGCCACGCCCGCCACGCCCGCCACCAUUCCCGGUGCCACCGACACGGAGCACAGCUCCGCCGGGCGGCGUCUGCUAAUCCAGUCGACAUUGGGAGCGGUUCACGAGUGCCGGCGGCUGCCCGAAGGUACCCGCUCGCGCGUCGCCUGCCGGCUCAUCCAGCGGGCAUUGGCCCCGCGCCCGUCACCCGAAGCCGGACCCUUCCGCGGCCGGGACACCCCCUUCACGCACCUGUCCUUUGGGCAGCUCCUGAGCUCGGUGGCCCUGUGCAGCCAGGGCGAGCUGGCCCUGGGGCUGGCCCUGGCCGGUGUCCUGGCCCUCCCACCGGGCGAAUGGCAAACCGCCGCCACCGUUCAUCCUCCGGCUGCGGUUGACACCCUGGCCGACGUGCGCUUUUGCCUGCUAGACCGAGCCUACCUGGUUCGCUGUUUGGUUGCCAUCUUGGAGACUCUUCCCUUUCAUGAGGCUCUCCGACAGCGCUCCGCGACCGGGGAGAUCCUGGCCCCUUCGGCUGAAAUGCUGGUGUCUUGUGACCCCGGGCGCUUCGCCGCCUUCCCGGACUUUGCCCUGCGCCAUGUGCUUCAGCUGCUGUCGGAGCCAUGUGGCGGGGCCGCGAUCGCACAGGCACCAAAGCCCGGGGUCCGGGUCGAGUCCUUCGCCGAUCUCGACCUCUGGGGGGAUUCGCCCCUCACGGAUCCGGUGGCCAGCGCAUCGGACCAAGCCCCGGCACUCCGGGCAUACUGGCUUGCGAUCAUCCGGCAUGCCGGACUCUCGGAUGCUCUGCUGGCACCGCUCGGCCUGGUGACCGGCGCCCCCCCGGCCUCUGGCCAGCGGUGCCUCUCGCGCCGGCGGAUAUGCCGACUGCUGGGGGAGCACAUUUUCCUGUGUGUCGAGCCGAUGCUGGCUCCAGCAGGCCCCGGGGCCACGAAGCGCCCGCGCAAUCCCGCCGCCGGUUUGCGUGUCAUUCGCAGCGACCACUUCCUUCGCCACUGGACGCGUCUGUGUGGAGCCCUCUUCCGACCGGUUGCCACGGAUUUGGAUGGCAUUGCCAUUGUUGAGCCCGCGCAUGGAACCCCGGCGGCUGGGGCUUCUGCCGGGGCCCCCGGCGCGCGGUCAGCCGCACCAGGCCCUGAUAUGCCCACCCUGGAAGCUGUGUACUCGGCCUUUUUGGCUGGAUCGGCCGGCCCGCCGACUGAGGGGGCUCUCAGUCCGGCGUCCUUCCGGCUUCGCUAUUUGCCGGCCCGUCGUCUGCCACUCAGCAACAUGCCUCUGCGCAUGCUGAUGCUCUUUGAUGCGCGGCCCCGUUGGCGCGAGGCCGAGAUGGAUGUUUUCCUUCGGGCCACUGGCAACCGUGCAGCCAAGGCGUCAGUGUUGGCACGCAACGCCCGGACCUCGCGCGAUGCCCGUGGCGGCGUCCUGUACACCAGCCGCUUCUGAAAUAUCCCGAGCAUUGCGGUUCGCCACCAGGCGGUGGCCAGCAGCCUAAUAGAGACGA